GUUUUCCUUAACUACGCCUCUGCAUUAUAUGCCACGGCCCACGAAGGCAUCCUUUUUAUGUACUUUGAUCCUGUACAUCGACACGUUCAUGUGGAAUUCUUAUGGUGUGUUUGACCUGUUCGCUUUCUGCUCUUAAUUCCCCUGCGCUCGGUUUCCAAACCACUCUGGAAAGAAAAGUGAAAGUAAAGCGUCGUGAGACCGAAAGCAUAGAAGGAAAAGGAAAUGUCUUCCGUGAAGAUGGAAGUGGAUCGGUACCUGUCGCGGAUCGGGUUUGAAGGCCCUUCAGGUGUGCCCAGCCUGGAGCUGCUUCGCUCGGUUCACACCUGUCACCUGCUGUCGGUGCCAUUUGAAGACCUGACGGUGCACAGCGGUGGACAGGUCAAGCUGGACCUUCCGGCCCUCUACGACAAGGUUGUGAACCAGCGCAGAGGUGGCUUUUGCUUUGAGAAUAACUCGUUGUUCUACUGGCUGCUGACCCAGUUGGGCUUCCAGGCCACUAUGCUCUCGGGUCAGGUGAAGAACUCGAUAACUAGUCGCUACGGGCCCCCGUUUGACCAUUUGAUCGUAAUGGUCAACCUCGAAGGGAAACGGUGGCUGUGUGACGUCGGUUUCGGCGCUGCUGGUUUUAGUGUCCCGCUUUCGUUGGAUACUUAUGGUCCUCAGGUGCAGGGCCACAGAGUUUACCGUGUCAGAAGGAUAGACGACGUGCACUUUCUGGAGUGGCAAAAGGAGGAAAACAGAGGCGAAGAUGGGGACUGGACGGAGAUCUACAAGUUCACCCUGGAACCUCGGCGUCUGGAGGACUUCGCCGAGAUGUGCCAGUAUCACCAGAGCUCUCCCAGCUCCAUCUUCUUCUGCAAGUCCCUCUGCACCGUGUUAAGACCCGGCGGGAGGGUGUCUUACAUUGGCCGCAGGCUGAUUAGCACCACAUUCCCAUCUGAAGCAACGGGAGGUGGGCUAGAAACCACAACCAGGGAACUUGAAGAUGAAGAAAUUCCGGCUGUUCUAGCAGAAAACUUUGGAAUUGUGCUUCAGUCUCCACUUAUUCCAAAAGAUGACACAAUUACUCCACCCCCAGUUGUAUACUGAUUUAUGGAUGCCAUAACUUUUAAGGCAAAAAUAUACAACUACUAUUUCU
This is a messenger RNA of Poecilia latipinna (sailfin molly), 1138 nucleotides long. RefSeq names its product arylamine N-acetyltransferase 2-like. The record is from RefSeq and is a predicted model, not a curated record. The transcript has a single exon. Gene Ontology annotation, molecular function: arylamine N-acetyltransferase activity. NCBI's taxonomy places the organism in Eukaryota, Metazoa, Chordata, Actinopteri, Cyprinodontiformes, Poeciliidae. Bases 223 to 1089 code for a protein of 288 amino acids.